Messenger RNA from Xenopus laevis (African clawed frog), 2154 nucleotides. RefSeq names its product programmed cell death 1 ligand 2 L homeolog (gene pdcd1lg2.L). Gene Ontology annotation, cellular component: external side of plasma membrane; plasma membrane. The record is from RefSeq and is a predicted model, not a curated record. Lineage: Eukaryota; Metazoa; Chordata; Amphibia; Anura; Pipidae. The coding region runs from base 756 to 1736 and encodes 326 amino acids. The transcript is spliced from 8 exons. Gene Ontology annotation, biological process: T cell costimulation; cellular response to lipopolysaccharide; cell surface receptor signaling pathway.
GUGGGUGCACACCUGAAGCCAAUUUCAAAAAAGUCUAAUUCCCUGUCUCAGUAAUUCAAGUAAAAAUGCUAGUGCAUAUAGUUUUGAAACAGGGUUGUUUAGUUAUAAAGUUAUGACUUUGCAUCUGCUUUUUUCAGGAACAGCAUUAACUGUAAACUAUGUGAUCAGGAAACUCCCUAUUCUAGUUCAUAUUAACAAUGUAAGGAUCGGCAGCAUCCCAGUCAUGCUGUGAGUUUAUGCAAUUGCUCACAGUACAUCCUGUUAUUUCUUUCCAACGGCAUCAGAUAUUCUGAAGGUUAAGUGGCAAGCUUUUCCCUGGAACUCAAGCAUUUCCUAUGAUAUUUAAACUGAAGGAUUGAAACUUGCACGUAAAGAACAAAUUUAAUAAGCAACUCCACAGCGAUAUGCAGGAGGCAGCCUGAAGAGGCAGAUAAGCUGUCCAGCUAUACCAGUAAGAAUGCAAGUGCUUGAAGAAUCAGAAAACCUGGAGGAGAUACAUCAAUUGAAAAAUAUACAGCUAUAUGAGUAUCCACCUUUGCCUGGUGUAUAAGCACUUUGAGCAAGGUUAAGAGCAGGACUCCACGGACGAUUCCAACGCACUGCGCAAAAACGUAGGCGUCACGUUGGAUGCAACGGAAAUAAGUGUGCUGUACAGGAAAUCAAACAAGGAAGAUGGGCAUAUUGUCAAAGAUAAUAUAUAUUGUCAAAGAGUCAUAUAAGGAGACACAAUAACAUUCCAAAACAGAGUCAACAACAUGUUAUUUAUGAAAGAACAAAAGAUGAAAUUGAAGAUACCAUGCCUACUGUGUAUACUACUAAUGAUACCUGAUUGGCAUUCAGUAUUAGCUUUAUUUGUAGUAACAGCUCCCAGAUCUACAUACACGGCUGAAUAUGGAGAUACAGUGCAACUGAUCUGCAGUUUCCCAGUUGAAGAAAAUGUACAUAUUUCCAAAAAAUUAAAGGUAUCUUGGGAGCACAUUGACUCUUUUCAAGAUAAAAGCCAGGAUGUAUUAAUACUUAAUGAAGGCCAGUUGGAUUUAAAAAGACAGCCGGACUCCUUCAAAGGGCGAACAACAUUGCUGAUGGAAGAACUGAAUAACGGUAGAGCUGUUCUGGAGAUUACAAACUUAAAGAUAACCGAUUCAGGCAAAUACCGCUGCGUUUUACAACUUGAUGGGUCAGACUAUAAGACCAUAAGCCUGAAAGUGAAAGCAUCAUACAAAAAAAUACAUAUUAACAUAUAUGAGAAUGAAAAGUUUUUGACAUGCCAGUCAUUGGGAUUUCCCAUUGCAGAGGUAUCUUGGCAGAAUAACGAUGGCAAUGUGAGUUUGCCUUCAAACACUUCUCAUUUUCUGACACCUGAUGGAGUGUACAACUUAACAAGUACCAUCAGGAUCAGGCCGGAGAUCACACAAAAUUAUACGUGCGUGUUUUGGAACAAAGAGCUGAAUGAAAAAACACAAGCUUCCUUCAUACACAUGAAAGUAGAUCAAGAUACAAUAAUCAAUCAAUUUCCAAUAAACACUGGAAGUAUUUUAACCAUUAUUUCAGUUAUUCUUGCACUACUGGUAACCAUGAUUGGCAUAUAUAUGAAAAGAAAGGACUAUUGCAAAUGCUUCAGAAAAAAAGGCAAAAGACAUUUUAACACAGGAAUUUUGUGUGGAACCAUGUGUCGCAGAACAAAUGACAAAACAAAGGAUGAGCAGCAUAGACUGCCAAACAAUCCAGGACAGUGAUUUAUAGAACUUAUACAAGCUGCAGUGUAAGACAUUAAUAAGCACAUUCACAACUGUAGGGCUUUGAUGGAAUCACCAUUUUCACAUAACAGAAUCACUUUGUUUGCUGGGAUAUUAUUGGCCUGAGUACAAACCCAAAAAGAAAAGGGGGAAGGAACUGAGUCAGAGAAACAGUUGCACAGAUGGAGCUGCUUCUCCUGGCCUUAACAAGAACAGGACCAUUGCUUCUGGAGGAAUACAAAUAAGGCAGGUUCUGAUGAAAACCAGUGACCAGGCAAAUAAAUAAAACUUUAUUAUAGGAACAUAACAGACAAGCUUAAAGUGGUAGUGCUUACAUUAACUUUUAGUAUGAUGAAGACCAGUGAUCCCCAACCAGUAGCUCUUGAGCAACAUGUUGCUCUCCAACCCCUUGGAUGUU